This is a messenger RNA of Ictidomys tridecemlineatus (thirteen-lined ground squirrel), 1057 nucleotides long. The record is from RefSeq and is a predicted model, not a curated record. NCBI's taxonomy places the organism in Eukaryota, Metazoa, Chordata, Mammalia, Rodentia, Sciuridae.
CUCUUUUCUUCUGCUAUCGCAGAUCCCGUCGGAGACGGUCUCUUCAAGGAAGGGAAGAGCCCGAGCUGGGGGCCUUUGAGCCCUGCGGUGCAAAAAGGCAGCGGGCAGAUCCAGCUGUGGCAGUUUCUGCUGGAGCUGCUGGCCGACCGCGCCAACGCCGGCUGCAUCGCGUGGGAGGGCGGCCACGGCGAGUUCAAGCUCACAGACCCCGACGAGGUGGCGCGGCGCUGGGGCGAGCGGAAGAGCAAGCCCAACAUGAACUACGACAAGCUGAGCCGCGCCCUGCGCUACUACUACGACAAGAACAUCAUGAGCAAGGUGCACGGCAAGCGCUACGCUUACCGCUUCGACUUCCAGGGCCUGGCGCAGGCCUGCCAGCCGCCACCGGCUCACGCUCACGCCGCGCUCUACCCCAGUCCCGGCUUACAACCUCCACCGGGGCCCUUCGGCGCGGUGGCCGCAGCCUCGCAUUUGGGAGGCCAUUACCACUAGACGGGGCGGCGGGGUGCUGCGCAGCCUCUCCCACUCGCCCAGAGCCUUGCCCAGACCUGUCCACAGCCCAAAGAGGGAGCCCGGAGCUUUCCCCGACGCUCCUUGAACCAGAUUUGACUCCACCUGCAGCACCAGCUCCGGGCUGGGGGAAGGAUUCCGAAGCCUCCUCGUCCUCCUUAAAUGAUAGAUUUGCCCCUCCUCACCCCUUGUCCCCGACUGUGACCCUCCUUUUAAUUUUUCUCUUCUAGGUCUCUAGAUCCUAAAAAGCCUGAGCCCCUUGUCUUUUUCUCUCCUCUACCAGCACCUCUGGUUCCUAGAAGCCCCCUUCAUCACCACCCCCCUUUUAAGUUCCAAAUCUUCUGUUUUUCUCUUCCCCACGGAGCUGCCUCAUCCCAGCACCUGGAGGCCUUUUACAUUCCUUCUUCCCCGACCCGGGCAAAAAGGUUGGUAAAGUCCACUAUCCCCAAGACUUGUGGUUCCCGUUCCUUCUGAGCCCACAUCUGGCUGAAGGGGGCCCAGUGUGUUUCUAUUUCCUUCCAGCCCCCAUUAAAGCUCCCAAGCUCCC